AUGCGGAUCCUCAAGGCGCGCUCAGCGCUUUUGAGCGACUUUGAGGUGCUCAAGGUGCUCAAGGAGAUGGAGUCAGAGCAAAAGGCACAAGUCCACGGUGCAAUCGAACUCAGCGAAGCCGAAGACAUGUCAGAAGAUGCACUUCGCAACGCAUCAACAACCAAGAGCGAUGGUGACGACGAUUCCUGGCUUUCAAAAGUUCCCGAGAACCUGCGCACCAUCCAGUACGAGACCAUCUCAUCUCUCAGCCAGGUGACAAAGCCAUGCGCACACCAAACCGCGGAAAACAUUGUCGCUUUUCUCGAUGAACUCAAAGCUCGCGGUUACUCGAUCCACGAUUCGGAAGCCAAAAGGGGCGGCUUGGGCUUGAAUCGAUCCGAAAGGCUCCAAAUCGUCAAUCAUGCACCACAAAGUGUGGUUGAGCUGCAUACGCUUGUCGAAGAACUGGAGGAGCGAUUCCACCCGCACCAAAUCGAAGAGCUCAUCGCGCUUGUGCAAACAUAUCUGCCCAUCCAUCCUUCCGCUGACGUCAACGCGUACGCCGCAAAAGGUGCACAGGAUGACCCAGCAGCCGUCAACGGCAUAGUCGACGAGUCGUUCGCAGAGGCUCCCGCACAGAUGAGUCAAUUCACAGGCCAGGUGGCUGCAGCGGCCGACUUGGAUGGAACAGAUCAACAGAACCUGUCGAACAGUCGUGAGCCUGACGCAGAGCGACAAGCAGCGGAUCUAGAUUACGAGGAGGAUCCAGACGUCGAGAUGGAUGAAGACGAUUUUGUUCAUGAAGGUGGGGGCGUAAUCGGUGUUGAAGAUGCCGAUGCUGAUGACUGA
Molecule: messenger RNA, 828 nt
Organism: Mycosarcoma maydis (corn smut)
Lineage: Eukaryota; Fungi; Basidiomycota; Ustilaginomycetes; Ustilaginales
Exons: 2
Coding region: 1-828 (275 amino acids)
Biological process (GO): transcription initiation at RNA polymerase III promoter
Cellular component (GO): RNA polymerase III complex
Molecular function (GO): nucleotide binding
Source: RefSeq, a predicted model, not a curated record